AUGUCGUCCAAGAACUACUAUCGUCAUUUCCUCGGCCGCGUUCACCGGCCACAAGAUUUUCAAUUCAUCGUGGAUGGUAUGCUGCGAAUCCUGAACCAGCCACUGCAAGAGAAGGCGUCCUAUCUUCCUGGUACCCAGACAUCGGGUAGCUUCGCUGCAGAGGUCAUCAUGCUUUUCUGGGAGAUCACACAAUGCAACAAGCGGUUCCGUGCCUUUAUCAUCGAUACCAACCGAGUACACGACUUUGUUGUCUUGGCACUGUUCUACGCGUUGGAGUACAAGAACGAGCCCUCCCGACAAGGGAUCGUGCGCAUGUGCGCUUUCCUACUACAGACCUUGAGCGUGGAGACUACUUUCGGCUUGAGUCUCAACAAAAUUUUUGAGGGUCAGCAUAGUCUACCCCCGUCCAUACGCAUCAAUGGAUUCCACGGAUCCUACGCUGAUUUCUUGAUCCAAUCGAUCUACACCCUCAUCACGACCAGUCAGGGGAAGCUAUCGGCAAUAUAUCCAGCGCUCAUGGCAGUCAUCAACAACGUGGCCCCGUAUAUUGAGAAGCUGAACAGAGCCAGCAGUGCCGUUCUAUUACAGCUGCUUUCAUCAAUGGCCUCGCCCUCCUUCUUACUCGCGAAUGAGAGCAACUAUACCCUGUUGCACUCCCUGUUGGAGUCCAUCAACUCUGUUGUUGAGCACAAGUAUCGCAAGAACCCCGAACUUGUUCUCGCCAUAGUCAGGAAUGCGAAGAGAAUCGAGGCCCUCCGCACCUUUACACUUGAGAGCGGCCAAGAAGAAAUGGAAAGGAGGAACAGGUCAAGGAAGGAAUCUGGCGAGCCGCUCGACCCUCUUGAUCCGGCAGCAUUGCGCACAUCAAGCGAAAGCAUGCGCAGCUCGCCUGCACCGCCAGCUCGAACCAGCACGUUGGAGGAGGUCCCAGAAGACGGAGCCUUCGCCAUUGGCGACGACGACGACGACGAUAGCGAUGACGGAUAUCAUCCAACCCCUGCUCGAUCUACGACGAGCGACAGUGCGUCGCAGGAUCAAGUAGGGACAUCUGCGGAGGAUGCGGUGCCUACCCAACUACGGGGGAUGUCUGAAAAGGCCAGAGGGAAAAUGCCUGUCGGUGUUCGAUCAUUCUCGAGACAAAACAGCACCACCAGUCUCGGUGCAUACUCAGCGGCUGGACAGUCGAUGACCGGUGGAUUCGAGCCCUCCGCCCACUGGAUUGAGUCUUGGUUGCCCGAGCUGCCUCUGCACACGAUACUCACGAUAAUCCAGCAGGUCUCUGCCGUCCUGCCUCGUCAAGCGCUCGUGCAAGAUCCCCCCUCGCCAGACACAUUGCGCAAAGUUCAGCAGACGGAGGUGUACGGGAUCGAGCCUUCACCGCCACGUGUACAUUCGUUUGAAUGGUCUCCGCUUGCUCUGGGUUGGUACGAGUCGCUUCUGUGGGGCGUCAUAUUUGCUAGCGAGAUGCAGUUUGCCCGAGGCAACAUGAGCGUUUGGAAUGGCACAGCCAUCAAGCUCUUCCGAGUCCAAGAGACGGCUGCCGCAGGGCCUACGUUGACGUCCCCGAGGGGCGCUGUCGACGCUGUGGGCAGCAACAUUGUCUCGCGCAUUGGCCAGAUCAACUUGAGGGGAAACCAAGGACAAGCACCCGCGCAGUCACAAGGAGCCGAUAGUUCUAGCACGCGGAAUGCCUAA
This is a messenger RNA of Emericellopsis cladophorae, 1695 nucleotides long. RefSeq lists its product as uncharacterized. Lineage: Eukaryota; Fungi; Ascomycota; Sordariomycetes; Hypocreales; Bionectriaceae. Gene Ontology annotation, cellular component: Golgi trans cisterna; Golgi medial cisterna; membrane. Bases 1 to 1695 code for a protein of 564 amino acids. The record is from RefSeq and is a predicted model, not a curated record. The transcript has a single exon.